AUUCCUUCCAAGUGCUUUUCGCGAAGGCAGGAGUCUCGACACAGCCGACGCGCAAGCAGGGUCUCGCUCACAGCAGUAUGGUGGGGCCGUACACGUCGCGUCGGUCGCCCGUGCUGUCGCUGGGCGGCGGAGCCAGCACCGACGACCCGCUUGCCACUGCCGCGGCCAUCGAGGUGCUGAAGCGUGGUGGAAAUGCGGCGGAUGCGGCGGUGGCAGCAGCGGCCGCGCUCCAGGUGCUCAAGCCGUACGCGACGGGCAUCGGAGGCGACUGCUUCGCCCUCUUCUACGACGCCCAGACACGAGCCGUGCGCUGCAUCGAUGGAAGUGGUCGCAGCCCUGCAGCCUUGACACGGGAGCUGUUCGCAGCCGGCGCUAACACUGGCAUGGAGGCCACCGUUCCUGGUGCCGUCAAGGGCUGGUUCGACACUCUGCGCCACUGUGGCAGCGGACGGGUGUCCAUGCGCGAGGUCCUGGUACCGGCCGUGCGACUUGCCCGUCGUGGCUUCCCGGUGGGAGUGGUGAACGCGGCCCACUGGGCCACCUACGAAUCCAAGUUGGGUGCCCUGGUGGGGGGGCGCUACUUCUUACCCACACCCUGGGCGGGACAGGUGCUGCGAAACGAGCCCCUCGCCGACUUGCUCGAGCGACUGGGCCAAGACGGCACGGAUGCCUUCUACAAGGGACCCGUAGCCGAUGCAGUGGCGGCAGCCGUCCAGCAAGCGGGAGGCGUUCUGGAAGCAGCCGACCUCCUCCGACACCCGGCGGAGAGCGGCGACGGCCUGGUGGUACCCGUGAGCACUACGUAUCGCGGGGCUCGAGUGCACACGGUGCCAUUUCCCAGCCACGGCAGCGUGCUUCUCGAGGCGCUCAACAUCCUCGAGAGUUUCGAGCUGCGCGACAGGGAACAAAGCACCUACGCGCACCUGCUUGUCGAGGCUCUGCGGCUGGCGCUAGCGGACGGCCUCGGUUGGGUGGCCGACGGGGGACCGGCGCGGGACGGCAGGAUGGCUUCCAAGGAGCACGCCAAGAGCCGCCACGUGGACAUCGAGCGGGCCAGGCAGUGGAGCGAUGCGGGGCUGCCGAACGCUCCGGAGCAGUCGCACACAGUCUUCCUGGUGACCGCCGACGAACGAGGCAAUGCCUGCGCGUUCAUCAACAGCAACUUUCUCGGCUUCGGAUGCGCCAUCGUUGAGCCUUACGGAUUCGCAGUUCAUUGCCGCGGCCGCGGAUUCAGCACCCUGGCGGGCCACCCGAACUGUGCGGGCCCCUGCAAGAAGCCGUACCACACGCUGAUGCCAGUGCUGGUGACGGACACCGCGAGCGGUAACUGGUUGGCCGCGCUAGGCACCAUGGGCGGAUACACGCAGCCGCAGGUCGACCUGCAGCUCUUCCUCGCCUUGACGGAGGGGGGCCUCGAUCCACAGUCGGCGCUAGACGCUCCCAGGCUGUACAUCGGCGAUGGCAGAACCCUGAGGCCGGAGUGAGUAGGUCGGACGACUUG
Molecule: messenger RNA, 1501 nt
Organism: Dermacentor silvarum
Lineage: Eukaryota; Metazoa; Arthropoda; Arachnida; Ixodida; Ixodidae
Product: glutathione hydrolase-like YwrD proenzyme
Source: RefSeq, a predicted model, not a curated record